Pieris macdunnoughi is the source of this 2805-nucleotide messenger RNA. NCBI's taxonomy places the organism in Eukaryota, Metazoa, Arthropoda, Insecta, Lepidoptera, Pieridae. The record is from the annotation of a GenBank genome assembly.
AUGAGUAAACAAAAAUCAAAAGUUACAACCGAGAAAACACAAAAUUACCUAAGUUCACUACAGAACGGUCCCAUCUAUGAAAUUUACCGUUCAUGCCGCCUUUGUGGAGCUAGUAAAGGUUACAAAAUGCCUAUCGUUCAAAAUGUUAUUCCAAUAGAAGAUACAGAAGUUGAAUUGAAAACGAAAAUACAGGAAUGUUUGCAGCUAGAGGUACAUGAAAAUGACAUGAUGCCACCCCUUAUUUGUGGACAGUGUGCUGACAAAAUAUGUGAUUUCUAUGAUUUCUUAAUAAUGUGCAAACAGACAAACAAACGGACCAGAAUGAGAUUGGGUUUACCAAUGCCAGUGAUCAGGAAACAAGUGAUAGAUUCUACAGAACCAAUUUUUAAAGAAGGAACAGGGAAGGGGUCCAUAAAUAAAGCAAAAGAAGUGAAGGUGGUUAAAAAUGAAAUAAAAAAGGAGAUAAAAAAAGAAUCUAGAGCAGAAAAAGAACUUCGUGAUUUAAUCGCAUCAAACCCAGCUUUAUCUGUGCCACUGCGCUCUCGAUGUAGUAGAACUAGAGAAGAUAGGAAGUCACCGAAAAGACAGCCAUCACCACUACAAAGAAAGAACAGUCUAAGGAGUGAGGUGAAAUCAGAUAAGUUAGAAACAAAGAAAGAAUCACAGGUCAGACCUGGACCAGCUAGUUCCAAAUUAAAGAGGAUGAGAGAAAUCGUUCCUAAUGACAUGCAGAGUAAAAAAAUUAAAAUUGAAGAACCUCGUUCUAAACGCUUGUCAAGUGUCAAAGUCUCUGACAAUUCUAAGACAAGUGACAUGCAGAAGUGUGACGUUUGUAAGAUAAAAUUUCCAAAAGGAACGUCAUUCAACAAUCACUAUAGGAAACACAAAAAAGUUGAAAUUCUUGUUACUAAACCACAAAGAGAAACUCCAGAGAGUAAAGAUGAAACAAAUUUUGUCGGUAAAUGUAGAAAAUGCGGAAAAUUAUUUGAAGUACAAAGAACAUUUGUAAAGCAUCAAGCUGCGUGUAGAGGAGGUAGGGUGAAAAUACCGUCUUCAGUAAGGAGAGAAAUGAAGCCAGUACAAGUGCGCAUGAUUCGAUGUGAUUCUCUACUGAGUAAAGAUGACAAUGGACAUUAUGACGUCUCGGAUGUAUGCUGUCCCUACGGACUGGAUAGAUCUUGUUUAUAUCCCUAUAACAAAAACAACUCUUUGCUACGUUGCAACAGAAUGGUGGAUAUAAAUUGCCCCGAAAUUCCUGAUGCAUUCGACAUUAAUGAUGACAUCGAAGAAUUCUCACAUUGGGACUCAGAUAACGAGAGCGACGAUAAUAGAAGAGAAGUGGAAAGUCUGUCGACGCUCGCUACAAAAGUAAUUUUCUCUGAUAAAUUCCUUGGAAAAAUCCCAAGGAAGCGAAAGAAAGUGAAACCGUUCUAUGAUGAUUUCGGUUUGAAUAUUGAUAGGAUUAUAAGUAACUUAAGCGAAACAAAUGAGUCUCCAAGUAUUUUUGAUAACAUUAAAGAGAAUUGGAGUGAUAAUGUUUCAGACUCUAUUUUGAGAAAUGAUAACGAAAGUGAUACAUUUAGCGUUGUUGGAGAUUUAAAUGAUGAUACUGGUGGCUAUACUGAUACAUUAAAUAAUGAAAUUAAUCAUAAAACUAACGAUUGUGAUGGACCAAGUAAAACCAAUGACACAGUUGAAACAAACAGGAUGGCAGAAAAACAUAAUUUGAGUAUUACAGGAACGAAUACAAAUCAGUUUACCGAGAACUACAAUCUCAGUCAUAAAAUUACACCAAGUUCAGAUAAUAAUAGCGUGAUAGAGGCCCAAAAAUGUAGUAAUAAUAUUGGCGUGUCAGAAAAUACAUCUUGCAGUGAUAAACUCAGUUUUGAAAAUACUAACAAUCAUGUAGACAAUUUCAAUUCAUUAAAAUCAGAAAUUGAACUGCUUGAAAUUCAAAUACUUAAUGAUAACGAUGAGGAAGAUUGUGUUAAUAGACGUUCUGGAAAUAUAAAAAAUGAACCAACUGAUGAUAGUUUUAAACAAGGUGCAAUAUCAAAUGAAAGCGAACCUAAUAUAAAUGCUGAGAUAUCGAAAACAUGUGAAAGUUUGGUGGAAAGUAUUUGCAAUGAGACAGUGCCUCGUAAUCAAGACUGUGAAAUUGCGGUAGAAAAUAAUUCGAUUGAACAAAAAACUGAUGAACUUAACGAAAACUGUGCUAAAGGAAAUGAUAAUAUAAAUGUAAAUACAGAGACUAAUGAUGAUAAUACAGAAGUUUUAGAUAGUUGUACUACUAAUACUAAAAAUAUCAAUGUUCAAGCUAUGGAAGAUACUUUAAAGGAAAUCAGGCCAAAUACAAAUUUGACUGUUGAUUAUAAGAAAGAAUGCAUUAAUGAUAUAAAUAUUGAACCUGAAACGUCUAGCCAACAUUCUUUAAGUGUACCUUAUUAUUUUAAUAUUAAUGGAAAAGAAAACAUUCAAAACGAAACGCAAAAUACGACGGACGUAAACAAAAUUGAGGAUAAAACAGAAACUGUCAAUUUUGAAGCAAACUCUCUGGAUACCGAUGAUUUAGAUAUUUAUAAUGAUCUGAUCGAAAAUAAUAUAAUGGGUGAUUGUAUUGAUACAGUGCAUAGAACGGGACAUAAAUCAAUUGGUGUUGACGAAAUGAAUGCCAACGAUUUAGAAGACAUAAGUGAUGAUGAAAUGGUUAAUGAAAAAUCCAAUAUGACAUUAGAUGGUUUAUUGCAAGACAAAUCUAUGGAUUUAGAUAGCAUAUCUGAUGGAGAGUUCACUUUAGAAGAUUGA